AUGUCUCUUAUUUUCAUCUCACGUCUCUCUUUCCUCCCCUUAAUUAUUUCAUAUUUCUUCAUCAUUGUUGUUCAAUCCCAGCAAAAACAAUUUGCACCGUCUAGGCCCAAAUCUCAACAAUUUAAUCCCCCUCAACAACAAGCACAAAAAUUUAUGAGUGCUCCACAAUGUAGAUGUAAGGAUUUGGAUGAAUGCGCGGCGGAAAUUCAAAAAUUGGUGGAGAAAUGUAAAACGGAACCAAAAUGUGAGGCACAUUUAAAGAAGAUUGGCAAUGUCCAAAAAAUCCGUCAAUGCCUGGCUGAUGAACAAAAACAAAUGGAAAAGCUGGAACAAUGUGUAGAGAAGAAAGUUGGGGGACCAAUUGGAUGUACUAAUGAUUUACAUCCAAAAAAUCUAACUGUUCCAAUAAUUCCUGAAAUGGAAAUGAUGGAUAACAGGAGGAGGAAACGAAGCUUGUUGCUUCUCUCUGAAAAUUCUGUGAAGUUUUCUGGUUGUUCUCCGAGUUUGCCUGAAUUGAGGAAAAAACGAGGGACAUUGCCUCCGUUGCCGGCUACUCAAGAAGCUGGACAUGCUCCCCCAGAACUUAGUGACUACUUAAUGUGUGUGGAUCAAUGUGCCGUUAAAGCUGCCUCCCCAAACUCGGCACCGAAACUGUGUGCAACUCGGGAGGGGAAUAUGAAUUGUGCUUUUAAAUUGAAGUGUGCAUUAGCCCCUCCCGAUGACCGCCAACAAAAAGCUUUCGACGACUGCGAGCAGCAAAUGCAAUUUACACCCCCUAAAAGGUUGAAAAAAUCUUGUGAGUGUCUAAAAGCGGCUGGCGUGAAAAUUGUCUGUCCAAAAUGA
Messenger RNA from Meloidogyne enterolobii, 843 nucleotides. NCBI's taxonomy places the organism in Eukaryota, Metazoa, Nematoda, Chromadorea, Rhabditida, Meloidogynidae. The record is from the annotation of a GenBank genome assembly.